Messenger RNA from Tupaia belangeri chinensis (Chinese tree shrew), 621 nucleotides. RefSeq names its product extensin. Lineage: Eukaryota; Metazoa; Chordata; Mammalia; Scandentia; Tupaiidae. The record is from RefSeq and is a predicted model, not a curated record. Bases 1 to 621 code for a protein of 206 amino acids. The transcript has 2 exons.
AUGUCUCAGCAGAAGCAGAAGCAGUGUGCUCCCCCAAAGCAGUGCUGUCCCCCACCUCAGCAGUGCUGUCCCCCACCUCAGCAGUGCUGCCCCCCACCUCAGCAGUGCUGUCCUCCACCUCAGCAGUGCUGUCCCCCACCUCAGCAGUGCUGUCCCCCACCCCAGCAGUGCUGUCCCCCACCAAAGCAGUGCUGCCCCCCACCACAGCAGUGCUGUCCCCCACCAAAACAGCCCUGUCCCCCACCAAAGCAGUGCCGCCCUCCACCCCACCCCUGCAAGUCCAAUCCAGAAUGUCUCAGCAGAAGCAGAAGCAGUGUGCUCCCCCCAAACCCAGCAGUGCUGUCCCCCACCAAAGCAGUGCUGCCCCCCACCACAGCAGUGCUGUCCCCCACCAAAACAGCCCUGUCCCCCACCAAAGCAGUGCUGCCCUCCACCCCAGCAGUGCUGCCCCCCACCCCAGCAGACCAAGCAGGCUUGCCAGCCUCCACCCAAAUGCCAGGAGCCUUGUGCCCCCAAGUGCCAGAAGUCCAAGCAGAAAUAAGUCUGGAAUGGACGACCAGAGGUGAACCCCUAGAGCAUGACAUCCCUUUUGGGUCCCCUCCUUCAUCAGUCAAGCUUUGA